AUGAAGUGGUUCACCAGCCCAGCACCGUUUGUCGUCUACCGUACAGUGAUAUGCCUGUACCAGAUCUGUACCUAUGCCACAGCCCACUCGCUGUACGGCAUCAGCCCCAAAUCGCUGAUCUACCUUACCGAACUGGGUUACAUCAUCCUUACCGCGCACUCCAUCGUCAGCGCCAUUCUCUGCUUCCUCGACUUCUUCGGCAGCCGAUGUUGCACGAAAUCACCCGAAGACCACCCGAAAACAGCCGAAGAUCAUCCGACUUUUCCCGACGAGGGCUUCUCGGCAACGAGGUCUACCGACGCCAUACACCAGACGAGCCAAUCGCUCACACUCCCUUGGUACUACAAAGGGUACUGGGUCUUGUACAAUGUGGCUUUCAGCACUGGGUUGUACAUCACGAUUGCUUUCUGGGCACUGCUCGCGGAUGACGAAGGUGCCUACAGUAUUCUGUUCCAUGCCAUCAACACAGUUGUUAUCGUGAUUGAGGUGUUGGUCACCGGUUUGCCCUACCGUCUGCUCCACCUCGUCUACCCGUCGGCCUUUGGGUUUGCGUACAUGCUCUUUACGGUGAUCUACUGGGCGGGGGGCGGUACCGACUUCUUCGACAGACCCUGGAUCUACCCGGUCAUAGAUUACGGAGGAAACCCGGCUCUCGCCGCCGGUGUCGCCGCUGGCAGCGUCUUGGUGGCCAUCCCGCUGUGUCACGUGAUCCUAUUCGGUCUCGCGCUUGCUCGCGAGAUGUUGUCAGGUCUCGUAAAAGGACGCAUGCGCAGCGCAUCCAUCAGUGUUCGAAUGGAACAGCACCGAACGGAAGAACGUGCAUAAAAUCUAUCAUGAAAGUUCAUCUCUGUUGGUAGUUACA
Branchiostoma belcheri (Belcher's lancelet) is the source of this 862-nucleotide messenger RNA. RefSeq names its product protein rolling stone-like. Gene Ontology annotation, cellular component: membrane. The record is from RefSeq and is a predicted model, not a curated record. The coding region runs from base 1 to 825 and encodes 274 amino acids. The transcript has 3 exons. NCBI's taxonomy places the organism in Eukaryota, Metazoa, Chordata, Leptocardii, Amphioxiformes, Branchiostomatidae.